UCUCGGACUUCACUCCAACACAGUGACUCAAUAGAACUCAGCUCUGCCAUGAAGUCCGCUGCUCUUUUCCUCUUGGGCAUCAUCUUCCUGGAGCAGUGUGGAGUUCGAGGAACCCUAAUCAUAAGGAAUCCACGAUGCUCCUGCAUCAGCACCAGCCGAGGCACGAUCCACUACAAAUCCCUCAAAGACCUCAAACAGUUUGCCCCUAGCCCCAAUUGCAACAAAACUGAAAUCAUUGCUACACUGAAGAACGGAGAUCAAACCUGCCUAGACCCGGACUCGGCAAACGUGAAGAAGCUGAUGAAAGAAUGGGAAAAGAAGAUCAGUCAAAAGAAAAAGCAAAAGAGGGGGAAAAAACAUCAAAAGAACAAGAAAAACAGAAAACCCAAAACACCCCAAAGUCGUCGUUCAAGGAAGACUACAUAAGAGACUCCUACUUUACCAACAAGCACCCUGCAUCUUAAGGUUGCAGAGCAGCCUUUAAUACAUAGGCUUUUAAUACAUUAACUCAACUACAAAACAUAAAGUGUUAAUUUGAAAUUAUAACUAACGCUAGAAAGUUAAUUGCAAAACUCCAAUAGUAACAAUUGCUAGAGGCAAAAACUCUGUGUUCUACACAGCCAACAAAAUUUCAUCAUGCCCUUGAGCCUAGUCGUGAUAACAUCAGAUCUGGGCAAGUGUCCCUUUCCUUCAUAGCUAUCCCAUGCACAACAGCUGUCUGGCUUCCAGAGCCACACAUUUGGCAGCCUCCGGAGACUUCUGAGGCUCACGUCACCAAGCCCCAGGCCUAUCUGUUUGCUGGUGAGCUAGAUAGACCUCACCAAGCUGGAGAGGCCCUCAGCAGCUGCAUUUGGGUCAGCCUAGAGCCCCUGCACACUGUGUGUCUCAGAGAUAGGUGCUAAUGGUUUGGGGGUUCUACAGUGGAGACCACAAGAGUUGGCCUUCAGAACCUCCCACGUAGCUAUUGAGACCAUGGGAUUUCAUUAUUAACUUGAUCCCAUCUUCAGAGCUUAUUCUAAGUUUGCCUCUUCAAUAAAACUCUCCUAGAAGGUUGUGGCUGUAGCUUAGUGGCAGAACACUUGGUGUUGCAGGGACCAGGUCCUGGAGUCCAUCACUAACAGUGCAAAACCUUAACCAAUUUAAAGAACAUUUUCUGGCUACUCAAAUUCUCUUAAAUUUAUUCCUGUUUCUCGAGUAAACACUUCACUGCUAUCUAAUUGAA
Molecule: messenger RNA, 1222 nt
Organism: Mus caroli (Ryukyu mouse)
Lineage: Eukaryota; Metazoa; Chordata; Mammalia; Rodentia; Muridae
Gene: Cxcl9
Product: C-X-C motif chemokine ligand 9
Biological process (GO): immune response; defense response; chemotaxis
Cellular component (GO): extracellular region
Molecular function (GO): chemokine activity
Source: RefSeq, a predicted model, not a curated record